CCAAACAUUUGGCCCAAAUCACACACUCAUUUACUCGCCGCUUCAGCGCUACCCCGUCAACGUCCGCCGUGGCCGCCCCUUCCCCGACCAAUCAUUUCUCUACACAUAUACAUACGCACACGACGCCGGCGCGGGCCUCCCACAUCUCACUCGACUAUCUCAGUUCUUCUUAUCCUCCUUCAACCUCCGUGGAAAUAUAUUUGAGCUUGAAUCCCAACUCCAAACCUUGUGAAAUUAAGAAAGGAGUUUCCAAAACGAACAUGGUUGGCUUGGUGGUUCAGCACCUCAUCCCUUAAGUAUGAGGUCAUGGGUCCGAUCUCUGCCCAUGUGAAUGAAGCAGCCCCUACCGCUAGUGCGCUGACAAACCAUUUGGUCAAUUCCUUAGUGCUUAGUGCGCUGACAGUUGAGAGGUUCACAAACGCUUAAUUCUUUGAAGACGCAGGGGGUCACAAUUAAGAUUCAAAUCCAAGUCCAACACAAAGUUUACACAGGUUCAUACAAAGCAAAAAAGCGUAAAAAUUUCUUACAUCAGUCGUUUAGUCAACGCGCAUUCAGGUGGAAACGACGACUGUGGCGGUGAAGUCGAAUUCGAUUCCAUUUUCCUCGCGUGAUUGUUGAUCGAAAAAAAUUGGAGUGGCGGAGAUGGUGAAAGAGACCGAAUACUAUGAUGUGUUGGGUGUGAGCCCCACGGCCUCUGAAGCCGAGAUUAAGAAGGCCUACUAUGUGAAGGCUAGGCAAGUUCAUCCAGACAAAAACCCAAAUGAUCCUAAUGCAGCACAUAAGUUUCAGAUUUUGGGUGAAGCUUAUCAAGUUCUGAGUGACCCAUCACAGAGACAAGCCUAUGAUGCUCAUGGGAAAUCAGGAAUUUCUACGGAUUCAAUUAUCGAUCCUGCUGCAAUUUUUGCUAUGCUGUUUGGAAGCGAGCUUUUUGAGGAGUACAUUGGCCAGCUUGCCAUGGCAUCGAUGGCUUCUAUGGAUGUUUUCACAGAAGGAGAAGAGUUUGAUACUAAAAAGUUGCAGGAAAAAAUGCGGAGUAUCCAAAAGGAAAGGGAAGAGAAGCUUGCUGGCAUACUUAAAGAUAGACUCAACGUGUAUGUCCAAGGCAAUAAAGAGGAGUUCAUCCACCAUGCUCAGGCUGAAGUGUCGAGGCUCUCUAACGCUGCUUAUGGCGUGGGUAUGCUGACAACUAUAGGCUAUGUAUAUGCAAGGCAGGCAGCAAAAGAACUUGGAAAGAAGGUGAUGUACCUUGGUGUACCAUUUGUUGCCGAGUGGUUACGCAAUAAAGGACACUUUAUCAAAUCCCAAGUAACAGCUGCAGCAGGUGCGAUUAAUUUAAUUCAGCUGCAAGAAGAAAUGAAAAAACAGCUCAGUGCUGAAGGAAAUUACACGGAGGAAGAACUUGAGGAAUACAUGCAAUCGCACAAGAAGUUAAUGAUCGACUCACUCUGGAAGCUUAAUGUGGCUGAUAUAGAAGCAACCCUUUCUCGUGUUUGCCAAAUGGUUCUACAAGAAAACAAUGCCAAGAAAGAGGACCUCCGUAUGCGUGCAAAGGGUUUGAAAACUCUUGGCAAGAUAUUCCAGGGGGUGAAAUCAGCUAAUAGUAGUAGUAACAGCAUACCAACAGAUCCUACAAGUCACAAACUGAAUGGAAGCGAACCAAAUCUUAGCAAUGCUCCUUCAAGCACAUCUGCUAGAUCAGUAAACAAUGAUAAUGUCUAUUUAAAUGCGAGCCCGUAUGUGGAGGCUCCUCAGAUUGCCGGAGGUAACUUUCCGAUGCCAGCUGCACCACCUGGUGCUCAGAGACAACCAUAAAGCAUGCAUCAAGGAUUGGGAGAGCAUUUGUUGUUGUAUUAUUGUGGUAUGUGUUUGCCAGCCGAGUGAUCAACUAGUGUAUAUCAUUAUUAUUCAUCAUUACAGCAUGUAUAGUGAUAUCAUGUACCAAACUUUGUGAUUGUUUUAUGUAUUUAUCCAAAACCAUGACUGUUUAGUCAUGAUCCACAUUCUGCUGAUAAGUUUGUACUGUGGUUUUUUACCUAUUUUCUUCUCUUGUAACAACUCAGGCAGAGUACAUUAGUAGAAACAUUAUGUUCUUUUGAA
This is a messenger RNA of Salvia splendens (bonfire salvia), 2097 nucleotides long. Its product is annotated as chaperone protein dnaJ 10. The transcript has 13 exons. The coding region runs from base 643 to 1812 and encodes 389 amino acids. The record is from RefSeq and is a predicted model, not a curated record. NCBI's taxonomy places the organism in Eukaryota, Viridiplantae, Streptophyta, Magnoliopsida, Lamiales, Lamiaceae.